AUGUCUUUUGUAGCAGUAAUUGAUAAAGACCGCCAUAAGUACAUAUGGUCUAAAGCAAUAACUUCUUUAGCGUCUAUAUCUGAAAGCAUUAAAUUUAUCGUAUCCCCCAAAUCUCUAUCAAUUUCUUCAGUAAAUACGGCAAAGACAUCCAGCGGAGAAGUUAUCUUUCUGUCAUCGUUUUUUCACGAAUUUAGAGCAGACUUCGAUGAUGAGGAUAAUAUUAUAGAGGGGUUUCAAAUAGAAAAGGAAACACCUUCCUAUUCAUUCAUCAUUAACUCUAAGCAUUUACUAAUCCUAUUCAAAAAUUUAGAUAUUUUCGAUCUUGAUUAUAUAUGCCUAAAGAUUCAUUGGAUCAAUGAUGCCGUGGAGCCAAAUUUCAGUAGUUUAAAAUAUAAAUUAUUAAUAGAGAUACGAACGAAGAAGUUGAUCUUAAAAAAGUUUCAAACGGGAUACCAACCUGUUGUUAGUAACAGGAUUACUAUCUCCGAAGAGUAUAACAAGGAAUUAAAGAAAUCUAAUGCAAGUUACAAUUUUUUACACUAUAUUAAAAUAGAACAGGCUAUUCUCAAGCAAUUUCUAGAUAUGAUACCUAGUGCUACAGAAGAUUUUAAGAUUGAAAUCAAGAAUGAAAAUAUCCAAUUUAGUGGAUUUACCAAGCAGAUUAUGAAAGACAGAGAGUAUUUAAAACAGCCCAUGUCAGUUGCAAUUUCAGUCUAUCUAGAAGAAUUGUUGGAUACAAAUUUGAAUAUCAAUGUAGCGAAUCGACCUUCCAUCGAAAGCAUAAUGUUCAGAUUGAAAGAUUUCAAAAAUUUUAUAAACUUUAUAACUUCAUUUAGCAAUGGCAAUAUAAAUAAUGACAGCAGUGAUUCAAGUGAUGAUUAUUUUGAAAUUAUUUACAAGAGACCAGGUGAUCCUGUACUAUUUGAAUUGAAAAAUAACCAGCACUUGACCGUGCAAUAUAUUCAGAUUACCAAUGGUACUGAUAUUGAAGGUGCAAACAAAGUUGGAGGAGGAGGAGGAGGAGCACUGAACCCAUUAAAGUCGCAUGUUCUAUAUAAGAUUGAAAAUGCGCCCGAGCAAACCAGAGAUGUAAGUAGAUCAGCCAAGAGAUCAAAGAAAAAUACCUUAAGAUCUAGUGACGAUGUAGGCUCGCAACAAUUAUUUGUUCCGGAACUUUCGCAACAGCAUGGAACAGAACCAUCUACACCUGGAUUUAGUUACGGAAAUGCAUUAGAAGAUACAGAAUAUGAAGAGAGUGAGCGAGAAGGCGAUCCAGAGGGUAAACAAGAAGUAGAAGAUGAACAUGAAAAUGAGCAUGAAUAUCAAGGUGAACAUGACUUGGAAUUUGGUCCUACGCAGGGAGCAACUUUGCCAAAAUCUAUUUUUGACUGA
Messenger RNA from Dujonia railenensis, 1392 nucleotides. The record is from the annotation of a GenBank genome assembly. Lineage: Eukaryota; Fungi; Ascomycota; Pichiomycetes; Serinales; Debaryomycetaceae.